Molecule: messenger RNA, 1518 nt
Organism: Miniopterus natalensis
Lineage: Eukaryota; Metazoa; Chordata; Mammalia; Chiroptera; Miniopteridae
Gene: SLC2A7
Product: solute carrier family 2 member 7
Biological process (GO): dehydroascorbic acid transport
Cellular component (GO): plasma membrane
Molecular function (GO): D-glucose transmembrane transporter activity
Source: RefSeq, a predicted model, not a curated record
AUGGAGAUGCCCAGCCCACCCCGGAAGGGGCGACUGCAGCCCAUGCUGGUGCUGGCGACGCUGAGCGCGGCCUUCGGCUCGGCCUUCCAGUACGGCUACAACAUCGCCGUGGUCAACACGCCACACAAGGUCUUGAAGUCAUUUUAUAACGACACCUACUUUGAGCGACACGGAACAGGCAUGGACGAGAGGCUCCUGCUGCUCCUGUGGUCCUGCACCGUGUCCAUGUUUCCUCUGGGCGGCCUGCUGGGGUCGCUGAUGGUCGGCGUGCUGGUCGACAAGUGUGGCAGAAAGGGAACCCUGCUGAUCAAUAACGUCUUCGCCAUUGUCCCCGCCGUCCUGAUGGGAGUCAGCAAGGUGGCCAAGGCUUUUGAACUGAUCAUCUUUUCUCGAGUGCUGCUGGGAGUCUGUGCAGGCAUCUCCUACAGUGCCCUUCCCAUGUACCUGGGAGAGCUGGCUCCCAAGAACCUCAGGGGCACUCUGGGAACAAUGACCGAGGUUUUUGUCAUCGUGGGAGUCUUCCUGGCGCAGAUCUUCAGCCUGCAGGGCAUCCUGGGCAAUCCUACAGGCUGGCCCGUGCUCUUGGCACUCACGGGGGUCCCCGCACUGCUGCAGCUCCUGUCUCUCCCCUUCUUCCCCGAGAGCCCGCGGUACACCCUGAUCCAGAAAGGAGAUGAGGUCACAGCUCGACAAGCGCUGAGGACACUGAGGGGCUGGGCUGAUGUACAGGAUGAAAUAGAAGAGAUGCGCUUGGAGGACCAGGCCGAGAGGGCCGAGGGCCGCCUGUCCGUGCUCAACCUGUUCACCUUCCGGCCCCUGCGGUGGCAGCUCAUCUCAAUCAUCGUGCUCAUGGCCGGCCAGCAGCUUUCCGGGGUCAACGCGAUCAACUACUACGCAGACAUGAUCUACGUAUCCGCUGGCGUGGCGGCCGAUCACUCCCAAUACGUAACAGUGGGUGCCGGAGUGGUCAACAUAGUGAUGACCGUCAUCUCGGCGGUCACCGUGGAGUGGCUGGGGAGACGGCUCCUCCUGCUGGUCGGCUAUGGCAUCUGCGGCUCGGCCUGCCUCACGCUGACGCUGGCGCUCCUCUUCCAGAGCACGGUCCCUGAGCUGUCCUAUCUCAGUGUCGUCUGUGUCUUCUCCUACAUCGCGGGACACUCCAUUGGGCCCAGUCCCGUCCCCUCCGUGGUGAGGACCGAGAUCUUCCUGCAGUCGUCGCGGCCGGCCGCCUUCGUGGUGGACGGCGCUGUGCACUGGCUCACCAACUUCAUCGUGGGCUUCGUGUUCCCUUCGGUCCAGGCGGCCAUUGGGGCCUACAGCUUCAUCGUGUUCGCGGGGAUCUGCCUCCUCACCGCUGUUUACAUCUACGUGGUGAUUCCCGAGACCAAGGGUCAAACGUUUGUGGAGAUAAACCGAAUUUUUGCGAAGAGAAACGGAGUGGAGAUUCCAGAGAAGAAAGAGAUCACAGAUGUCGAGCCUCAUGCGCCAUCUCCGCCCGCCAAGGAAACUUCCUUUUAA